Messenger RNA from Protopolystoma xenopodis, 894 nucleotides. NCBI's taxonomy places the organism in Eukaryota, Metazoa, Platyhelminthes, Monogenea, Polystomatidea, Polystomatidae. The record is from the annotation of a GenBank genome assembly.
ACUCUAAAUCCUUCCUACAACCUAGCAGUUUGUUCAAGCCCUCUCUCUUUUUCUGGCUGCUGCAGCAGUCCAUCCUCGGAGUUUAUCACAACACCAGCCCAUUAUACAAAGCAACAUCAACAAUAUUCUAGUGUCUGCCGGCCUUUGUUACCGGGCGACGCCAACUUCUCGAUCUUUUCUCCAUCCCCCUCCUUCUCAACUCCUCAAUCCUCCUCUUCCUCUACUUCUUCUACAAACUCUAUGCAUGUGUCCACCUCAUCCACCCAUCCACUUGCUACUAGCCAGCUCGUCGGCCAAAAUGUUCCCAGCUGCAAGACCGAGAAAUUUAUCGUUACCUCCGGCUAUGAUGAUGCCUUGAAUGCUCCUCGUAGCAGCAUCCUUUGUGGUAGCGCCUUUAGUGAAUCGUCAUCGCCUGAUCCGAAUGGCGUCUUGGACACAUCUAAGACGACCACUACUCGGUUGCCGUCAACUUGCAGGCUGACACAAACUACAAAGUCUUAUCGUACCGCUUCCACUUUUUUAGCAGCUUCACAAUCGAUGUCAUCGCCUUCAGCACCUGGCGCUAUCACGGCUUCAUCAACCUCAACCGGCUACUCGGCCUCAGGCCUACGCAACAGAGCUACUAACUCUUCUACGGCUUCUCUCCUCUCAGAUUCCAAGCCUGGCUGUAUGACCUAUGCCGGAGGCAUCAAUGGGGGCAAUGCGUACUAUUAUCAUGGCUACUCUAGCCCAUCUAAUCGCCGUGCCAGUCUUCAUCAACACAGCAAUCUUGGAUCCAACCUUGGUACAGGUGGUCUCGAGCUUGGUGUCAAGAUUGCGAACGUCCAACCCGUUCCAUUGCGCCGAUACACAGCUAGUGCUGGUCUUAUAGGUAUUUACCGCUUGCUCUGUUGA